AUGGCAGGGAAAGGUCCUAACACCCGUUUCUAUAGGGAAAACGCAAGAAGUCCAGUCGCAAGCCAGUCGGACCCAAAAAGGUUUGUCCCUCUUAACGAGUUGAGCUACAGCAGCACUCCGUCGUCGAUACUAAUCCUCCUGCACCAGAGAGAGCCGCUCCCCACAACGUUUUCCUGCCUCUUCUGCAACCACGAGAACUGCAUCCUCAUCAAACUCAACAAGAAACUGGGCCUGGGGAACUUGACGUGCAAGAUAUGCGGCCAGCGGUUCCAGACGGGGAUCAAUUAUCUCUCCGCGGCUGUGGACGUAUACUCGGAUUGGGUCGAUGCUUGUGAUGCCGUUGCCAAAGAGGGUGGCAAGGACGCAGAGCGAGGAGCACCAGCGGCUGAGUCAAGCAACGCGGCUGAGCGAGACGAAGUACCAUUCGUGGAUGACGACGAGGACGCAUAUUAG
Uncinocarpus reesii 1704 is the source of this 453-nucleotide messenger RNA. RefSeq lists its product as uncharacterized. The coding region runs from base 1 to 453 and encodes 150 amino acids. Lineage: Eukaryota; Fungi; Ascomycota; Eurotiomycetes; Onygenales; Onygenaceae. Gene Ontology annotation, biological process: transcription elongation by RNA polymerase II. Gene Ontology annotation, cellular component: transcription elongation factor complex. The record is from RefSeq and is a predicted model, not a curated record. The transcript is spliced from 3 exons. Gene Ontology annotation, molecular function: RNA polymerase II complex binding.